This is a messenger RNA of Cetraspora pellucida, 145 nucleotides long. The record is from the annotation of a GenBank genome assembly. Lineage: Eukaryota; Fungi; Glomeromycota; Glomeromycetes; Diversisporales; Gigasporaceae.
GUAUAAUAAUCAAGAAGAAAUAGGAGAAUCCUCAAAACCAAUAAGAUAUGAGGAUAAGAAUACUAGAAUACUUGAAAUACCAUGGGAUGGACAAACAGCACAAUACCCUGUAGCAAGAAAUAGUGAUUUAACAGAUGAACAGUAG